This is a messenger RNA of Pistacia vera, 1942 nucleotides long. RefSeq names its product non-specific phospholipase C3-like. The transcript is spliced from 4 exons. NCBI's taxonomy places the organism in Eukaryota, Viridiplantae, Streptophyta, Magnoliopsida, Sapindales, Anacardiaceae. Bases 15 to 1577 code for a protein of 520 amino acids. Gene Ontology annotation, biological process: phospholipid catabolic process. The record is from RefSeq and is a predicted model, not a curated record. Gene Ontology annotation, molecular function: hydrolase activity, acting on ester bonds.
UCCUCUAAUUAAAAAUGGCAAUAGAAACCACUAGUUCAACUUCUCCUUAUCCCAUCAAAACCAUAGUUGUUCUUGUUCAAGAAAACCGCUCAUUCGACCACAUGCUUGGAUGGAUGAAAUCUUUAAACCCUGAAAUAAACGGAGUUACAGGCUCUGAAUCCAAUCCCAUUUCCACAUCUGACCCAAACUCAUCCCGUAUAUUCUUCACUGACACAGCUGGUUACAUUGAUCCUGAUCCUGGCCACUCCAUUCAAGCCAUUUUCGAGCAAGUUUUUGGAAUCACAUGGACUGCAUCUCAAUCCGAGUCUUCUUCUCAAUCCCGUCCUUUAAUGCAGGGGUUUGCGCAGAACGCGGAAAGCAUAGAAAAGGGGAUGUCAGAGACAGUGAUGAGUGGAUUUAAACCAGAAAUGUUGCCAGUUUAUAAGGAGUUAGUGAUGGAGUUUGGUGUUUGUGAUAGAUGGUUUGCAUCGGUUCCGGCGUCAACUCAACCGAAUAGAUUGUUUGUGCAUUCAGCUACAUCUCAUGGAGCUACAAGUAAUGAUACAAACAAGUUGAUUGAAGGUUAUCCCCAGAAGACUAUAUUUGAAUCAUUGGAUGAAAGUGGGUUUAGCUUUGGGAUUUAUUAUCAAUAUCCUCCAGCCACUCUUUUCUACAGAAACCUGAGGAAAAUAAAGUACUUGAAAAACUUGCACCAAUUUGAUUUACACUUCGAGAAUCACUGCAAAGAAGGGAAGCUACCAAACUAUGUGGUUGUUGAGCAAAGAUAUUUUGAUUUGCUGUCUAUACCUGCAAAUGACGACCAUCCAUCUCACGACGUUUCAGAAGGACAGAAAUUUGUGAAACAAGUUUAUGAGGCAUUAAGAAAUAGUCCCCAAUGGACUGAAAUGUUGUUCAUCAUAACAUACGAUGAACAUGGUGGUUUUUAUGAUCAUGUUCCAACGCCUCUAACUGGAGUCCCUACCCCAGAUGAUAUAAUUGGCCCUGAACCUUAUUACUUUAAGUUUGAUCGUCUCGGCGUUCGUAUUCCAACCAUCUUCAUUUCUCCUUGGAUUGAGCGUGGGACAGUGUUGCACAGGCCCUCGGGGCCAUAUCCUACAUCGGAGUUUGAGCACUCUUCAAUUGCAGCAACUGUGAAAAAGAUUUUCAAUCUAAAAGAGUUUUUGACGAAGCGUGAUGAGUGGGCUGGCACUUUUGAAAGUGUUCUCAGUAGAAAAUCCCCAAGAACAGAUUGCCCUGUUGCAUUACCUGAACCUCCAAAAAUGCGGGAAGGCGAUGCAAAAGAAGAUGCAAAACUGACUGACUUCCAGAAAGAAUUAGUACUGAUGGCGGCAAUGUUAAAUGGUGAUCAUCGAAAGGAUAUUUAUCCCCACAAACUAGUGGAGAAUAUGCUAGUUUCAGAAGGAGCCAAGUAUGUUGAAGAUGCAUUUAAGAUAUUCUGCCAUGAGUGUGAGAAAGCCAAGGAAAGAGGAGUUGACGAGUCUACGAUUAUUGAUAUAGAUAUAGUAAACCAACCAACAGAGAGACCAUUCAAAUCUUUUGCUCAAAAGAUUUUAUCCUGUUUGGUGUGUGAUAAUUGAACCAAAGUUGAUAUCUCUUUUAGUUGCAAUAUUGGACAUGCUUGUAUAUGAAGUAUGUAAAUUGCUUUACGGUCUAAAUUGCUAUAUUGUUUUUUCCUAUCUAAAUUGCUUCCCAGGGCACACACAAACACUUAUGAAUUAUUUGAAUAAAAGAUUGUUGUGUAUAAAUGUAUAAUCCAAGGCAUAAACUCCUCGGUGUGAUAUAUAUCUUUCAUGACCUGGAAUGUUGAUUCUAGUUGGUCGUUGGCACCUAGUUUGUCUAACUUAAAUCAAGUAAAUUAACCAUUGAAAUGAUUUGUUUCCCCUUUUCUUGCUUUUAAUUAAUUGGUAGUCUACUCUUGUUUGGUUAUGUUGGUUGAAAUUUA